Molecule: messenger RNA, 2991 nt
Organism: Carcharodon carcharias (great white shark)
Lineage: Eukaryota; Metazoa; Chordata; Chondrichthyes; Lamniformes; Lamnidae
Product: dual oxidase maturation factor 1-like
Exons: 8
Coding region: 401-1369 (322 amino acids)
Biological process (GO): protein transport
Cellular component (GO): endoplasmic reticulum membrane
Source: RefSeq, a predicted model, not a curated record
UAUUCGUUUGUCUGGUAACUAAGCCUAUAAUAGGACCAUUUGUUCUAUUCACAUCAGGCGUAAACCAUUCAACGGUGUCCAAAAACCAAACCUUUAUCAACUUCAGCAAAGGGAAGCAUUUUCCAGGAAAGGCUAGCCUUUGAAAAUCGCUUUCCUUCCAAACCAUCCGCGUUCAUUUCAUUCCGCAAAUUUCCACCUGAAAAUGGUAUUUGCAUAGUUGUCACGCUAAAGUCACGACGAAGCUUUGGAAAGGCGGAUAUAAAACAACUUUGACUUCGUUCCAGCCUGUUCCUCUCAGCGAGUUGCUAUCAGCUUACCUCCUAGUAAAGAAAAGUUACCUCUUGUUCAGUCUUGGAGCUUCUAAUCUACUUGGCUGAGGCAUACGCAAAGGGCAACAAAGAUGACCUUUUAUGAUGGCAUUUACCCCUUCUAUCCAACUUCAAGGACACCAGUAGUGUUCAACCCCGCCCAAAUUGUGAUCAUUCUUAUAUUUCUAGUCUUCCUAGUGGCCUUUCUCAUUAUACUCGUCGGCUUCCGGGGAAUAGAAAAACUCCACUGGUUUCUGAGGGUCAGCCUGAGCCUCUUCAUUGGUGCUGUUAUCGUUGCUGUGAAUUUCACCAAUGACUGGGAGAGAGGGUACACCACAGUGAACACAACAUAUAAGUCCUUCAGUAAUGAGAAUGUCAAGGCAGAAGUUGGGAUUCACAUUGGGUUCAAAGGAGUAAAUAUAACCCUGAGAGGACUCCCUGAGAAUCAACUGAAUGAAAUAAUCAACUACAAUGAAGAGUUUCUAUGGAUGUUUGGCCUGGACUAUGAAAGCCAGUAUCGCAAAGGGCUAGAGAGGGGCCUUCCGAACCCAAUCCUGUACAUAGCAGAGAAAUUUACUCCCAGCAGUCCAUGUGGUGUUUAUUCACAGCACAGGGUCUCUGGCCAAUACGCCUCAGCCACAAUGUGGGUGGCUCUCUGUGGUUGGAUGCUUUCUAACAUCCUUCUGUGGCUGCUGGUCUUUUUAUAUGGAGGAUACAUGAUACUGGUGACUGGCUUAUUCAUGAUCUUCUCAUUGAUCUCAUUUGGUACCACAAGGAAUACUCCACUCUGCACCAUCCAGUUUGAUGAUAUGACUUUGAAGACUUAUCUUGGGCCAUCCUUUUGGCUAACCUUAGCAACAGCUUUGCUCUGUUUAAUAACCGGGAUAUCCAUCAUAACCAUGAGCAUCUUUGCCCCGACAACCUUGGACAAAGUCUUUCUGGUAAAUGCCAGCAACAAUGAAGAAGAGAGCCAUGAAACUAGCUUUUAUAACCACACUUACGGAGACGAUGAGAAAGUUUUUCAGAGUAUGCCACUAGAGAGUUUAGAGAAGGCUGUAUAAACGAGAGUAAUCCUGCUGCAUCCACUUAUGACCAGCUCCCCACCAGAAAAUGUUAUGCUUUUUGCUUUCUCAAGAGCUUUUAUACCACGUCUGUUCAAGUACCCUACAAUUUCAAACGUUAGUCAUUGCCGACUAGAAGCGGAAAAACACAAUCUUUUUUUAGUUCAUGUUUGUUCUUGUACUUUUGCACAAAGAUAUGACUGCUGCAGCACUCGGGAGGUGAGUAGUCUGCUCAGAAGAAAUCAAAUGUAAAGCAAUUAAACCGGAGAAGACGGACACUUGUUGUUGGCUCAUCUUAGAUUCAGGAGGAAUGUAUCAAGUUGGGUGGUUGCAUUUGGAUGUGAAUGAAAUACACAUCAAUCUAAUUAAAUGGUCAAAUUUUGCAGCGAUUUUAAAAAAAAAGAAUGGGGAAGGGGAAUUCAGAGAAGAGCAUCCCAAUGGAGAACAGGACAGCGUUUUGUUUUUGAACCAGAGCUGCAGUGCAAGCUCGUGUUGCGCUGUGUUUAGAUUGUGCAGGAAUGGAGACUUGAGUUGAGUCCUACCUGUCUCUGCACUGACUGAGCCCCUUUCAUAUUGCUUAAGGAAUCCUUACAGCACAGGCAGCAACCACAAGAAGUUUCAACCUCAGUAUUGACUAUAUCCAUACUCCAGAAACCCCUCCAUUGUAGGAUUCAGUGUUCUCACCUGGAUCUCAAAAGUAGCACAGAAUGUAAUCUUUGAGGGAAAUACUUUAGGGUCCUGCAGCCAGCAGAGUUCAUAGUCCUUGACAAAAGAGAGGGGGAAAGGGCUAAUAAACUUUGACCACAAUUCAAUUCAGAUUAAUAAUAUAUUUUCUGCACUAACCUUAAAUCUUGUGCCUUUGGAACAGGAACAUUUAUUGUUAUGUAUUUCACGGUUAUUUUAGACAUGUAACGUCGCAUUUAAUAGCUUAAUGAUCCACAUAAAUGAAGGCAAGCGAUGGGGAGAGACGUGACUGUACGAAUGCAACAGCUUUCUACUAAUGCCUAGAACUUCCAACUCACUUUAACCUGUCCCCCGAACAAUUCUGCCCAACUGCAGCAGUGUAAACAACAGAAUUGAGGCACUGUCGAAGGCCGCCUGAACAGAGGUGUCAUUAUCCUUCUUAAAGGUACCUCUCCAUUUGCUGGAGUUACUGGGGGCAGCAAUGUUUUUUUUUAUUCUCCACUGUUCUCAAUCCUAACUCCUGCUUCCCGUAAACUAGUUCAUGGGAUCGUUCUUGUUGGCAAACAGCCUUGUGUAAAUGACUAAGCAUGUCCAGAACUGGGCACAUCCCAUUCUUGCCAGCUCUGCAGGAAGUUGGCAACAGUUGAGAUACAGAAUGGGUUUGACAUGAAGCGAGGUGGAAAACAUUAUCAGUUCUGGCACAUUGAUUUGUUUGGAAAGAAUAUAAUUUGCUUAAAACUCGUAGCAGGGAUGAGUAAUAUCUUAGAUAUGUGCAACAUGGAAGAAAUAAGCAGCAGUAAGUUUUGCAGUUGGCAGAUGAAAAUUAAUAUUGUUUUCUGCUUGUGAAUACAUAUACUUUAAAAGGAUGUUUACUGUUUCUUAAAAUGUUACUCUUGUUUAAAAAAAAUGCCAACAUAAUUAAAGAUCAAAGUGACCUA